AGGAGUGGAGGCGGCGGAGAGGAGGCGGCACGGCCGCAGCAGAGAGCCGGGGCUGGCGGGAGCAGCGAUGCUCGGGCGGCGGAGCGGCGGGAUGCGGCGGGGCCGGGGCGCGGCGCUGGCGGCGCUGGCCGCGGUGCUGCUCGUGGCUGUGGCCAGAGCCCAGGUCCAGCAGGAGCCACGGCUGGAGACCACCGAGAACACCGGCAUCAACAUCAGCUGCUCACAUCCCAAAAUCCAGACCGGAGACUGGAUCCAGUGGUACCGUCAGCUCCCGGGCCGAGGACCCGAACUGCUCGCGCUCACUGUGAAAGAGUCCAAAGAGCUGCCGGACAUUGCGGGCGGUCUGUGGGUGUCGGCAGAUCGCCGGAGCAGCGCGCUGUGGCUCCGGCGGCCCCGGCGCGGGGACGCGGCCGUGUAUUACUGCGCGCUGGGGGACACGGGCAGAGGAGCCGGGGCUGCGGCCGGGCACGAACCGCCGCGGGCGGGGCCGGGCGGGGCCGGGGCCGCAGCGCCGCCCGCGGCCAGCAGGGGGCGCUGCCGCUCGGCCGCCGGGCCUCAGGCGGCUCCGCAGCUCCUUCCUGCGCAGCGACCCCGCGCACACCGCGCCCGACACAGCCCUGCACGGCCGCCGGACACACGGCUCGCACAGCCUGCCCCCUGCGCUUACACACUCGGCACGCACUGCCCGGCCUCCCCUCCGCCCCUCUGCCUCCUCUGCCUGGCAGGAAACUGCUGCGGGCUGCGGCUCUGCCAUGGCCUUUGGCCCUCUGGGCGCGUGCAUUGCUCUUCUCAGCCUGCUUUGCAAAGCAGAGCUGCUCCUUCAGGCCAGCAUCUGUGGUGGGAGCUGACAAAGCAGCUGCGCUGGCAGGCACACAUGGUCUCAUAAAUGGAGUGCCGUCACCUCAGUAGGUCCCAGCGGGAGAGAUGUUUGCAGGGAGUCUUGCUGAGGUGACAGGGAAAUCUCCAUCUCUGUCCCUGGGGAAAAGUC
This is a messenger RNA of Corvus hawaiiensis (hawaiian crow), 988 nucleotides long. RefSeq lists its product as uncharacterized. Gene Ontology annotation, biological process: response to bacterium. The record is from RefSeq and is a predicted model, not a curated record. NCBI's taxonomy places the organism in Eukaryota, Metazoa, Chordata, Aves, Passeriformes, Corvidae. The transcript is spliced from 2 exons. Bases 68 to 886 code for a protein of 272 amino acids.